CGUCGCGGCAAAAAUGCACCGCGCCGAGGCCCUGUACGCGCCACCGCGCAAGCCCCGGAAGCGCAAGGUACCGACGCCUCUGCAGCCGCUGGUGCCCAAGAAGGUGGCGCUGCGCUGGCACGCCGAGGCAACGGCUGCCUUUAGCGACGCAGACCUCUUUCUGCGCUGGCAAGAGACGACGCACGACGAGCGUUUGGAGCAGCUUCAGAGUACGAUCGAGCUCAUUUACGGCAGGAGCGCUGCCAAGUACACGGCGCUGGCGCCGCUCGCACCGGAAGAUCGCGUUGUCAUGUGUUCAAAGAGCCGCCACGUCCCUGAGCGACACGUGCAUACCGCGCUCCAGCGGCUUGCAAAGGCUGAGCCAUUUCGCGUCGAGGCGACGACAACGACCCUCGUGACACGCUUGCGACCUGCUCUGCUCUCGAUCGAGAUGCGCGCACGACUAGAAGCGCACUUGGUCCAGCGUGCGCGGGGGUCGAUUUGGCAGGACGAAGUGCGGUCGCUCUUGGCGCGGCCGCUGGAUGCCUCCGUCUUUGUCCACCGAGCCGAACAAAUGCAACACCCGACGACGUCGCUGAGCUUAGCGACAGCAGUGACGCUGCCCAUCCCAGUACACGUGAGCACGGGGGCCCCCGAGCUCUUGUUUCCAUAUUCGACCGAUGCGCACGCGGCGUCGUCCAAGGUGGCCCGCAUGUAUCGCUGCGUCUGCUUUCGUCGGUCGCUGCGGACCCAUCUCGAUCGGCUCUUUUCGAGUCUCUUGCUGCUGCAGCUGUUUUGUCGGUUCCGACUUCGCCGCCAUCGUCAAGCCCGGGUCCGGGUGGCGACCACGAAUCGAUCGGCGCGCGUGAUCCAGUCGCGCGCAUCGGCGCGGCUCGCGAGUAAGAACAAGGCGGCUACUGGAAUUCAGUGCUGCUGGCGCCGCUACUGCCUCCGCCAGCGCAGACACCACACGCAGCGCCGCCAUCGCGCCGCGACCGCGAUCCAAAAGCUCAUCCAACGCUACGCUACGUACAAGGUGCAGAAGGCCAAGUGCUUGCUGCGCAUUUACACUGCAUGUCGACGCUGGUGCUACCGCCACCGCGCGAUUCGGCGCGAAGCCAGUCGCCUCGCGAGCGAGAUUGCCGUCAUGGAGGCCGCGCAACGAGUGGCGCGGACCGAGACACUAGCUUUGCUCCAGACGCCAGCCGGCUACGCAGAAAUUAAGCGCGAGCGCGACGCAAUGAAGCGAGAGAAGAAGCUCAAGCCGCGUCACAAGGUCGACCUGGAGACGCAAGCGAUGGAAGCCGCUUUCGCCGCGUUCGACACGGACGGCUCGGGUACGAUUGAUCUGGACGAGCUGCGGCUCUUGACGUCCGAGCUUGGUGUACCGAUGCCCGAGAAGGACUUGCGCCAAGGCUUUGCAGACAUGGAUACGGAUGGCAGCGGCGGCAUUGAAUUUUCCGAGUUUGUCGCGUGGUGGAAAGCCGACGCGGUGCGUAGCCAGAGCAAGACGCACAUGGCGCUGCUCAAGAUGAAGCUGCGGGGCCAGGCCCUUGUCGGGCACCUCACGGGCGCAACGACCAAGGCCAUGGCAUCGAAGCGCGUGCUUCUGCGGCUCAUGGACAAGGCCAAAUUUGACGCACGAACCGCUUAUCGGUCGGGGAACCCGCCUGUGAGCUACUGCCGCGUGUGCUUUCUCUCGUUUCCGACCGAGCGGGCGUGGCUCGUGCACGUCAAGCACCAUUUCUGCCCCGGUCGCGACAUCCUUCGGCUGGACGAUCUUCGAAAGCACGCACUGCAGCUCAGUGCGAGGUCGCAAUAAGCGGGCGUCGAUAUUAUCCGGGCCCUGCGUCGUUCUCUCUCGAAGAUCUUUGGCCCAACCAAGAAAGGAACCCGGUGCGAUUUUCAAAGUCGGUUUUUGCGGCCGUGGACUAUAAAGCAUCUUUAGCAUAAGUAUAGUACAGUAUAAAGGCACCUGGCGUGCGUAGCUGCUACCUUUCACUCGAUGCAAGCUGUGCAACAUGACAAAUACGAUAACUUAAUUAACAGUUGACACAAUCAAC
This is a messenger RNA of Saprolegnia diclina VS20, 2042 nucleotides long. RefSeq lists its product as hypothetical. Gene Ontology annotation, molecular function: protein binding; calcium ion binding. Lineage: Eukaryota; Oomycota; Saprolegniomycetes; Saprolegniales; Saprolegniaceae. The coding region runs from base 14 to 1801 and encodes 595 amino acids. The transcript is spliced from 11 exons. The record is from RefSeq and is a predicted model, not a curated record.